UUCCCGUUUCAUAGUUGUCUUCCCCGGCAAGCGAGCGGAUCGGGCUUCGCAAUCGUACAAGGAGGGACUCGAGUCCUCUCAGCCGCAACGAUCCCAGUGUUGUUGGAUUGUACCAGCCUUCUCCCUGCCUGCUUCCCAUUAUUUGCAGCGUGUAUAUGGAGUGACAGCUCACACCAGACUCUGCUGAUCAGACCCUCUGAUUGCUGUACAGAAGGUGCAAGAAGAACCCCUUUCAAAUUCUUCCCGCAAGACUUUUCCUCCGGUUGGAAUGGGUUGCUGCACAGGUCGCUGUACUUUAAUUUUCCUCUGCACUUUGCAGCUGCUGGCAGCAUUGGAGAGACAGAUCUUUGAUUUUUUGGGUUACCAGUGGGCACCAAUACUGGCCAACUUCCUUCAUAUAAUUAUUAUCAUUCUGGGACUGUUUGGAACAAUUCAAUACAGACCUCGCUAUAUUGUGGUGUACUCUAUUUGGACAGCCCUGUGGGUCGCCUGGAAUGUAUUCAUUUUCUGCUUCUAUUUGGAGGUUGGAGGACUCUCAAAGGACAGUGAUCUGAUGACCUUCAAUAUCUCGAUGCACCGCUCAUGGUGGAGGGAGCAUGGACCUGGGUGUGUGAGGAAGGAGCUGACUGCUUCAGCCAGCAAAAGCUUGGAUGACCGCACCUAUAUCUCAGUGACUGGCUGCAUCGUCGACUUUCAAUACCUGGAGGUUAUUCACAGCUCCUUCCAAAUACUACUGUCACUCGUUGGUUUUGUCUACGCCUGCUAUGUGGUCAGCGUUUUCACUGAAGAAGAGGACAGCUGUAAGUACUGAAAACACCCCGUCUCUGGAUUACUCCAGGGUCGAAGUAAAUGACAGAUAUCAGAUGACCAUCGACUGGGAGACCUCUGGCAGUGAUACAUUUCAAACUACGGUUCAGAGGGAAAGAAGGUUAAAUGUUAUAUCAGGUGUGGGCAGGUACUCCCACAUAAUUCAUUUCUGACCAAAACUCAAGUCAAGGACUAAUUUUAGGCAAAUCCAAGUUGAUUAUGAAAUACUUGGUUCUGGUUACUGACUGUUUCUUGUCCUUUGCUGUACAAUAAUGGUACCUUGUAUGGAGCGUCUAGUUGAAAUAUGUACACUGUAGCAAACAGUGAAUUUGGUAAAGUUAAGUGAUUUGUUUCAGGUAAAACCCACUGUGCAAAAGGAAAACAUUACUGGAUUUUAUGCUGACAGCGAAUCGGUCCUUUGACAGUAGCAACUGUUUCUCUGUAGAAUAUUUAAACAAUUCUGUUUUCAACUUGUACAAAAAUACUUUUUUAUGAAUUUAUGAACUAUUAAUUCUUAACACAUUUGUAAGAUAAUGUUAGCACCCCAGUAUUUUGUAGUCUUGUGAAUGUUACAUUUUAUGUGAAAUAUAUCUGUUAGGGUAUUUAUGGAUUAUAGAGUAGGUGAUUAAAGCAAUCCUUUCAUUCUCAGUA
Molecule: messenger RNA, 1458 nt
Organism: Amblyraja radiata (thorny skate)
Lineage: Eukaryota; Metazoa; Chordata; Chondrichthyes; Rajiformes; Rajidae
Product: sodium/potassium-transporting ATPase subunit beta-1-interacting protein 3
Exons: 6
Coding region: 269-811 (180 amino acids)
Biological process (GO): regulation of sodium ion transport
Source: RefSeq, a predicted model, not a curated record